CUUCACACUCAUUCAACUCACUCGGCUCGACAAAGCGCUUGUCAACCAUGCUCCCUCACCUCACCAGCGGAUCACCCGCCUACCAGAGGGCCCAUCAGCACUACAGCGCAUCGUGUCCACUCGAUUGUCCCGCCAGGAGGAACCCCCAUCAGUCAUUGCAUUACCCUUCACACAACUCUACGCGGUACACCUCAGCAGCACGACAUCCUCACCUCGAUCCCUCAGUUCUACAUCCAGCAUUUUCGGGCUUGUUCUUUCAGCAGCGAAGAAGUCAUGUCACUCAGUCCUUUCCGCAGGGGCUACCGGUACCACCUUUAGCACUAGCCAAUGUCCCGAUCUCUUCACCAUUGCCAUCGUCAUCGUCAUCACCAUCACCAUUACAGCCGCAGUCUUUGACACUGCAAAGGAAUACUUUUGCGACAGCAGCAGAGCCGGUGCUAAUGGAUCCCGCAAGAGUAUCGCCCAUCUUUUUCGGAUAUUCACCAAAUCCGGACAAAGCCAAGAUGUGAGCGGACUCAAAAAAAAAAAGACUCGAGCGAAAGAGUACCAUUGCCAUGCUUGUACAAUUCAUCAUGCCCCGACCUUACCCAAUGUCAUAACUAUUGCAACAAUAUAAGCACAUGUUUCAAACUUC
Molecule: messenger RNA, 634 nt
Organism: Gamsiella multidivaricata
Lineage: Eukaryota; Fungi; Mortierellomycota; Mortierellomycetes; Mortierellales; Mortierellaceae
Exons: 2
Coding region: 48-509 (153 amino acids)
Source: RefSeq, a predicted model, not a curated record